GUCCUUCGAGAUGGGAAGUGGAUUGAAGAAGACUCGUCCAUUCUUGUACCUGGUGAUAUAAUCAGCAUUAAGUUAGGGGACAUUAUUCCUGCAGAUGCUCGUCUCCUUGAGGGUGAUCCAUUGAAAAUUGACCAGUCUGCCCUUACUGGUGAGUCCCUUCCAGUUACAAAGGGUCCCGGUGGUAGUGUUUAUUCAGGUUCAACAUGCAAACAAGGAGAGAUUGAAGCAGUAGUUAUUGCCACUGGUGUUCAUACCUUCUUUGGCAAGGCAGCUCACCUCGUGGACUCCACCAACCAACAAGGUCACUUUCAAAAGGUCUUGACUGCUAUUGGGAAUUUCUGCAUUUGUUCCAUUGCCGUGGGGAUGAUCAUAGAGGUUAUUGUCAUGUACCCAAUUCAACACCGGCCAUACCGCCCCGGGAUUGACAAUCUGUUGGUUCUUCUCAUUGGAGGAAUCCCCAUUGCUAUGCCCACAGUUUUGUCUGUGACAAUGGCGAUCGGUUCCCAUCGCUUGUCUCAGCAGGGAGCUAUCACUAAAAGAAUGACGGCCAUAGAAGAAAUGGCUGGAAUGGAUGUUCUUUGCAGUGACAAAACUGGAACUCUAACAUUGAACAAACUUUCAGUUGAUAAAAAUCUUAUAGAGGUCUUUGCGAAAAGAGUAGAUGUGGAUACCGUCGUUCUGAUGGCAGCUCGAGCCUCCCGUUUGGAGAAUCAAGAUGCAAUAGAUGCUGCCAUUGUGGGAAUGUUGGCUGAUCCAAAGGAGGCGCGAGCCGGUAUCCAAGAGGUGCAUUUCCUUCCAUUCAACCCGACCGAUAAGCGAACAGCUUUGACAUACAUUCACAGUGAAGGGAAAAUGCACCGUGUAAGCAAAGGUGCACCUGAGCAGAUUUUGAAUCUUGCAAGCAAUAAAGCCGAGAUAGAACGUAGAGUUCAUGCUAUAAUUGACAAGUUUGCAGAGCGAGGAUUACGAUCCCUUGCAGUAGCUUACCAGGAAGUUCCAGAAGGUAGGAAGGAGAGCCCAGGAGGGCCUUGGCUAUUUGUUGGCGUCAUGCCUCUAUUUGAUCCACCUAGACAUGAUAGCGCAGAGACAAUUCGAAGGGCGUUAAAUCUCGGAGUAAGUGUUAAAAUGAUCACAGGUGAUCAACUAGCAAUAGCGAAGGAGACAGGACGCCGCCUGGGAAUGGGAACCAACAUGUAUCCUUCCUCCGCUUUAUUAGGACAACAGAAGGAUGAGUCCAUCGCUACUUUGCCAGUUGAUGAGCUGAUCGAAAAGGCUGAUGGAUUUGCAGGAGUUUUUCCUGAGCACAAAUACGAAAUUGUGAAACGACUGCAAGCCAGAAAGCAUAUAUGUGGAAUGACUGGUGAUGGGGUGAAUGAUGCUCCUGCUCUUAAAAAGGCUGAUAUCGGAAUAGCUGUUGCUGAUGCAACUGAUGCAGCUCGUAGUGCUUCUGAUAUUGUCUUGACAGAACCUGGCUUGAGUGUUAUCAUAAGUGCCGUACUAACAAGCCGUGCAAUAUUCCAGAGAAUGAAAAAUUACACAAUUUACGCUGUUUCUAUUACAAUUCGUAUUGUGGUAAGUUAUCUG
Morus notabilis is the source of this 1584-nucleotide messenger RNA. Its product is annotated as plasma membrane ATPase 1-like. The annotation marks the transcript as partial. Gene Ontology annotation, biological process: proton export across plasma membrane; regulation of intracellular pH. The transcript is spliced from 11 exons. The record is from RefSeq and is a predicted model, not a curated record. Gene Ontology annotation, cellular component: plasma membrane. Gene Ontology annotation, molecular function: ATP hydrolysis activity; ATP binding; P-type proton-exporting transporter activity. Lineage: Eukaryota; Viridiplantae; Streptophyta; Magnoliopsida; Rosales; Moraceae.